This is a messenger RNA of Wyeomyia smithii (pitcher-plant mosquito), 3222 nucleotides long. Its product is annotated as innexin inx3. Gene Ontology annotation, molecular function: gap junction channel activity. Gene Ontology annotation, biological process: phototransduction. The record is from RefSeq and is a predicted model, not a curated record. Gene Ontology annotation, cellular component: plasma membrane; gap junction. Bases 495 to 1694 code for a protein of 399 amino acids. NCBI's taxonomy places the organism in Eukaryota, Metazoa, Arthropoda, Insecta, Diptera, Culicidae. The transcript is spliced from 7 exons.
GUCAAUCGGUUUGCGGUUGACCACAGCGGUAACUCGGGUGUUCCGAGCCGCAUCCUAGCAGGCAGCUUUGAUUUUACUUCUGAUAUUGCGACAGCUACUUUGCAUAUAAACCGGCAAACCCGUUCUCUAUUGACAAAACACAACGUCCCACCUGCUGCAGAGUGUGUGUGUGUGUGUGUGUGCCGAACAGGGGAUGCAUUCGGGCGUGACCGUGUCGACGCUGGAACGAGCAGCGGAACACAAAUGCACCGGUUGAUUAGCGGAGCAAAUGCGCGGCUUAGCCGCGUCAGUGAAACAAAUGAUAAGAACUGUGCGCACACUUCCACAAUCACCGAGAGCACAAAUGGAUUUGACAUUGGAGGUCCGGACAGAUGACACUCCAAUCCUGGACUCAAAUUAGAAACGUGCGCUCGGUAGCCAAGUUAUCAGUUAUGAUUCGAAGACUACUUCGUGCCAGGUGUCCAUUUUCGUAGUGCACAAAACUACACACAAUCAUGGCUGUGUUUGGACUGGUCUCCUCGGUGGCUGGCUUCAUCAAAGUGCGGUAUUUGGUUGACAAAGCGAUCAUCGAUAACGUAGUCUUCCGGUGCCACUAUCGGUUAACUAGUGCUGUACUCUUCCUGUGCUGCGUUCUAGUGACGGCAAACAAUCUGAUUGGUGAUCCAAUUUCCUGCAUUAACGACGGUGCCAUACCUGGUCACGUGAUCAACACGUACUGCUGGAUCACGUACACCUUCACGCUGCCGGGUCAGCACGGACGCCAAGUUGGAACGGCGGUUGCCCACUCUGGACUCGGGAAUGAAUACAACCAGGAGCGGACGUUCCACAGCUACUACCAGUGGGUUCCGUUCAUGUUGUUCUUACAGGGAAUGCUUUUCUACACGCCCCACUGGAUUUGGAAGAACUGGGAGGACGGCAAAAUGCGUAUGAUCUCCGAUGGACUCCGCGGCAACAUGACACUGAGCAUGGAGGAACGCCGGGGACGCCAAUCACGGCUAGUUCGGUAUCUCUUCGACAGCAAGAAGACCCACAAUGCCUAUUCGUUCGGUUACUUCUUCUGUGAGGCACUCAAUUUCAUCAAUGUUGUAGGCAACAUUUUCUUCGUAGACAAGUUUCUGGGAGGUGCUUUCCUGACCUACGGUUCCGACGUGUUGAAGUUCAGCGAUAUGGACCAGGAAAAUCGCUCCGAUCCUAUGAUUGAGAUUUUCCCACGUGUGACCAAAUGUACCUUCCACAAGUACGGUCCGUCCGGCAGCAUCAUGAAGCACGAUGCCCUCUGCGUCCUAGCAUUGAACAUCCUGAAUGAGAAAAUCUACAUCUUCCUGUGGUUCUGGUUCAUAAUCCUGACCGUGCUCUCCGGGCUGGCGAUUCUCUACUCGGCCGCCAUCCUGAUGAUGCCGACCACACGUGAGGUAGUUCUGAAAAGUCGUUUCCGCACGGCCCAGAGCGGCCAGAUCGAGAACUUCAUUCGCCGGAUUCAGAUCGGCGAUUUUCUGAUGAUUCACCUGCUCGGCCAGAACAUCAACGUGACGUCGUUCUGCGAGGUGGUGCAAACCCUGAUCUCGCAGCUGAACGAGGAACGACCGGUCGACACACCGUCGGCUCCCUCGACGCUCGAAAUGGCACCUAUAUAUCCGGAAAUUGGAAAAUACGACAAGGAGAAGGCGGCGCUGCAUCAGGAAUACGAAGCAUAAGGGAAACUAUAGAGCUGUGUGUAGUAGACAGGGAAGCACAACACAAAAGCGAGUGGGAAGGGUGGUCGCGAGUAUGAUAGAUUGUUUCUUUUUUUUUUAACAUUUCAAACAAUACAUGUGAAUGGAUGUAAGCUGUCAAAAACAUUCCCACGCCAACUGAGAUUCGCUCCAAACUGAACGGAUUAUCAAAGAACAAGUGUGUGUAUGUGCAUUUGAAAGUGUGUCUGUGCGCGUCGAAGUCUGAAGAUAUGCAGUAACGCGUAAGGGAGCCGAUUUUUUCUCGGCCCCCAGCUUUAGGAUGAAAAAAUACUAUACUUUUAACCCCCUACGUAGAAUCGUUUUAGGCAAAUAGUUCAACAUUUUGCACAAGUUUUCCGGGUAGAGCUGGAAUUUUACUAUCAAAAUUGUCAUGAAGCAAACUAAAAAACAUAUUUGUAAAUGAGAAGACUGUCUCUUUAGACUUUUUUGUAAUUUAAACAAUAUCGAAACACACAGGAUAAAAUGACCCAACCUGCGCGAAACUGCUUUAGAAAUAUUAGCCUAUUUUUUGAAUCAAAAUUAUUGUUUCUAGCAUUUACACACGUCAAAAAAGAAACGAACAUAGUAUUAGAGGAAGCUGAUCCUAUUCGUGAUAGUAAACGUUAAUAUUAGAGAGAGAAAGAGAGUCGAACGCCGAGAAACUGGGAAUGCAUGCGCCCCGUCCGAGAAGAUUUUUUUUUUUUCAAACAGAUUGCCAUACAAAACAAAAAAGUUAACAUGCUUAAACAUAACUCAAUCAACAAUUCAAUCACUACAUCGACUGUAGACAAUCAUUUUUGUACUAGUGCUCAGAAAAAAAUCAGAAAACGAAAUCAGUAUUUCGAUCGCUACAUUUACGACCAAUUCACAUGUAGAUCUGCUAACACAACUCUCGUAAUAAUAAAAAAACCAGACAAACUUCGCACGCGAAUCGAUACACUCCUUCCUUUUUUUCGUCGUAGUAGAUAGAACAAUUCCAGAAGCAAACUCAAUUUAUUUUACAUAUUUUUUUUUCUAUAAGAGCUGCCUUAGAGAGUGGAUUAAAACAAAAAAAAUAACAAUCGAAUAUAUAUUAUAUACAUCGUAGCAAACAAACUCUCAUCUCAUUAGAAACUAACGAAAGUCUAGUAAGAAAGCAUUUUGUCAGAAUGUUUUAGUUUUUUUUUAACUUGCUCUAGGAUAGUUAGUGUCUUUCUCCGUUUUGCAGUUCAAGUUGUAUCGCCAGUAGUAGCAGCAGCAGCAACGGCAGCGAUGUUGAGACGACAAGGAGUAGAAGAAAGAUAGAUACAAACACAAAAGACACCUUGGAUAACAGGAAAUUCCGACACUAAAGUUCCCAUUUUUUUAAUAAAUAUUUUUUUGCUCUUUUCAACAGCAGAGAGCUAGAGGAAGAGUUAGAGGGAGAGAGACUACGGAAAUACUACUUUUUGUCAAACUUGCAAGAUGCGGAAAGAAAUUUUAUUGUGAUAAGAUACAAGUUUAGACAAAAUAAAACGUUUUAUAAGAAAUA